AAAUCCUCCAGGUUAUAUUUCAGAUGAUGGAAUACAGACAAAAGGAAUGAAAUCGUCUCUGCCAACACUUUCUACAGAGAAAACAGAGUUAUUAAAAAUAAAAAAGGCAUGGGAAGUAGCUUUGGCACCAGCAAAAAUGUUACCUAUGUCUAUUAUUAUGGCAUAUAUGUCGGGAAAUAGUGUUCAAAUAUUUUCUUUAAUUAUGACAUUUAUGCUUUUUUGGAACCCUAUAAAGAGUAUAUCGAAUUUAAACAAAGCAUUUGUUCAUUUAGAAUCGCCUAAAACGCAUUCUAAGUUUUUUCUUCCCAAGUUAUCAUUUGUACUUAUUCAACUGGUUACGAUUGCUCUUGGAUUGAUAAAAAUGCAAUGGAUGGGAUUGUUACCAAUUACCAGAAGUGAUUGGCUCGCUUGGGAACAUGAAAGAAAUCACCUCGAAUAUUCUGUAUUUUCAUAUAACUAAAAUAUCAUCAAUCUAUACAUGAAAAAGAUCUAACAUGAC
Messenger RNA from Pneumocystis carinii B80, 499 nucleotides. RefSeq lists its product as hypothetical. Gene Ontology annotation, biological process: protein folding in endoplasmic reticulum. Gene Ontology annotation, cellular component: EMC complex. Lineage: Eukaryota; Fungi; Ascomycota; Pneumocystomycetes; Pneumocystales; Pneumocystaceae. The transcript has 6 exons. The record is from RefSeq and is a predicted model, not a curated record. The coding region runs from base 47 to 460 and encodes 137 amino acids.